Messenger RNA from Gigantopelta aegis, 4290 nucleotides. Its product is annotated as twist-related protein 2-like. Gene Ontology annotation, molecular function: RNA polymerase II transcription regulatory region sequence-specific DNA binding; DNA-binding transcription factor activity, RNA polymerase II-specific; protein dimerization activity. Gene Ontology annotation, biological process: regulation of transcription by RNA polymerase II; developmental process. Lineage: Eukaryota; Metazoa; Mollusca; Gastropoda; Neomphalida; Peltospiridae. The record is from RefSeq and is a predicted model, not a curated record. The transcript is spliced from 2 exons. The coding region runs from base 172 to 774 and encodes 200 amino acids.
AUGUGUUGCUGAUAUGAUCAUGUAAAAUAAGUCUUAAAAAAUAUAUCAACUUUUAAAACAAUGAACUACUACAGAGCAACAGAAGUAUAUAUAUUGUAACCACAAUAAAAUAGCACAGUAUAUAAUUUUGGCACUAAUAAGUUGAGAAAGAUAAACGAGGACCUGGCGUGAAUGGUGUUAGAUGCCAGCAACAAGAUGGUCCCCGAGCAACUCUCUGUGACUGAGCAGACAACAUACGAGACGAGCUGCCACCAGGACCUCAGCGUCCAGAACCAGGAGUCUCAGGAUAGCUCGGAGUUCGGCAGCAGCAUCAAGGAGGAGGACCUCGAGGACGACUACGAUGGCACAGACACCAACAACGUGGGCGACGACCAGGACCUAGAGAAGAGGGCGCAGAGAAAGCGCUACAAACGCGAGGGCGACCCCAACUGCAUCAAGAAGAUUCGUUCGAGGAAGCAGCCACAGACCUUCGAGGACAUUCAGAAUCAGCGAGUGAUGGCGAACGUUCGCGAGCGACAGAGGACCCAGUCCCUGAACGAGGCGUUCGCCCAGCUGAGAAAAAUCAUUCCAACUCUCCCGUCAGACAAGCUGAGCAAGAUCCAGACUCUGAAGCUGGCGGCCCGAUACAUUGACUUCCUGUACCAGGUCCUCCGUAGUGAGGAGAUAGACACCAAGCUGAGCACGAGCUGCAACUACGUGGCACACGAGAGACUCAGUUAUGCCUUUUCUGUGUGGAGGAUGGAAGGGGCGUGGUCCAUGACCGGCAGCUCGUGACAGACGCCAAUAGAUAGUCCAAUCACUUCAGAUGGUUCCGGUUGACCUCGGCCGAUACAAAUAACGCCCGACUGGAUUCAGGUUGGCGUCCAUCAUGGUGACGUGAAGUAGUCGUCUUGGUAACAGUUCUCACUAACAAUGGAAUGUGGAAUACGUUUUUGUCUUAGAAUCUAGUUAAAUCCAUAAGGUGUUUUAAUGCUGGCACUCUAACGGGUGGAUAACGAUGUGUGGGUGUCGUGAAAUUUAGAAUUUCACUCCAUGUUUUGUAGGACACGCAAUGAGAACAUGUUUAUUCUUCCAUUGUUUAUAUUUACUCUAAUAGGGAGAUUGUUCCUCUUUUAAUGACAAUAAGGUGCCUUCCACAGUCACAAAGGAUAUUGCAUUGUUUAAAGUCAGUCCUUGAUAUAUUCAUAUCAACGACUGCUUACAAUUCUCGUGGCAGCAGGUUUUGUUUAAUGUUUACAAUCGGUGCUUCCAUUUCGAUAUCGGUUGUUCAAACAGAGCAAGACGAAUUGUUGUAAUCAGUAUGCAAAACAAAAUAUUACUGACUAUUGAUUGAAAACUAUAAUAUAGCCAUAAAGUGUCAACUGGUGCUAUUUUACAUACGGAUUUUAAGUGGUCUUAAAUGUUGGCUAUAUAAUAAUUAUGCGUGGCUCUGACAUUUCGUGUCACUGUAUGUAAGUUUGGAAUGUUCGUUCAUACAACGACGGUUGUGAAUACAUUCAAAUGAAUUUGCUGUUUGGGUAUUUUAUUCCAAUGGAUGUCAUAUGAAUGGUAUGAGAAAACAAAAACAAUAAUAGUGAUCUCGUUACGAUCUCUGUCAACACCAUAGACAUUUUAUAAAGACGAUUUGUGGACGAUCAACACAUCACAGGAUUUUCAACAAAACAUUUGGAUGAGAAACAACUCAAUACAUUUACAAUUUCUCAGAAAUUGGUUUCAACUGCGAAGUCGUUGCAAGACUUUUGGCAGUUGGUUUGGAUCAUGAACUGAUGAUUAAAUUAUAAACACAAUAAGCUAUUGUUAAUAAUAGUGUAGACAGUUGUUAUCAGGUGUCAGCAUGCGAUGCUAUUCGAAGCGAUCGAUUACAGGUACGUACAUGAAGUAUACUAGUCUCAACAGUUGAUUUGGACUACAACACAAGAUUCCAGACUGAUAUUCUGUAUUGGACUAUCUUGACAUUACAACAGUCUAGACUUUCAGUUUUCUCAGAUUCUGGAUCGGACUAGCUUGACAUCACAACAGUCUAGACUUUCAGUUUUCUCAGAUUCUGGAUUGGACUAUCUUGACAUCACAACAGUCUAGACUUUCAGUUGUCUCUGAUUCUGGAUCGGACUGUCAUGACGUCACAAGAUUCUGGACUUUCAGUAUUCUCAGAAUCUGGAUUGGACUGUCAUGACAUCACAAUAUUCUGGACUUUCAUGGUUUAGACCAUCACGGCAUCGCAAUAUUAUGGACUUCAGUUUUCUUAGUAUCUGGAUUGGACUAUCGCGAUAUCUCAUGAUUUUGGACUUUCAGUAUUCUGGUUAGACCAUCACGACAUAACAAUAUUCUGGACUCUGAGUAUUCUCAGAAUCUGGAUUGGACUACCAGGAGAUCAAGAGAUUCUCGACUCAAUAUGCUGUAAAAGCGGUUUGCCAACUUCCCUUUGAAUCCGAGUGAAAACUCCGCUUUUCGGAACAGUGUGCUUAUGGUUGUCCAAAAGAACCAAUUAUGUUUUUAAUAGAAGCCAUGCUUGUUUGUCCGUCCAUAACAUUUAGAGUAACUCUGAAUUAUCCACAUGUUGAAAUACUUGUACAUAUUGAGUGAGAUCUAUGCAAUGGUUACCAAGGUAACCAAAUCACACACACACACAAAACCCAGCAUCAUAAUACCCAAACCAGCAUAUCAAUAAUGGAAGAAAAAAAAAAAUCAUACUUCCACCGGAUCUCAAUUUUAAUAUUUCCAGUUAGGUUUGUAGGAGGGCGGUUGCAUAUGACCAAGCGAGAUAACGCAUGGCAAAGGGUUUUGUUUUUGUUGUUGUUGUUGUUGUUGUUGUUGUUGAACCUCAAUCCUACAAUCCUAGUGAGAUCCAAAAUGUAAAAUCAAAAUGACGACUAUAUUUGAGAUAUUUCUGAAGUAACAUCCCAAAUAUUGCUUUAAUAACAACGCACAAUCAAAACUAUAUAAAAAAAAUAACUUAAAUCACUCCCAUUCCGAUAUUUAUUCCCACUUUGUUGCUCUGGUUAAAACGAAUAUGUAUCUGAUGAAAUAUAUACGUUAACAUAAAAACAUAAACAUAUGUGGCCAAAUUUACAAAGCCUGUUUUAGACUUAUACAUCUGUUACUACAUACAUUUAGUAUGCUUCAACACUUGUAUUUAAGAAAAACAGACUAUGUAAAUUCGGCCAAUGCUAAAACGCGGCCUUAUCUCGAACUUUAAUAAAUUCGUAACAUACUAGGCUGAAUUUAAAAAGCAUGUUUAUCUUACACGCGUGUAUACAUUUACAAUGCUUAAAAACCUGCGUUUAAGAAAAACAGGCUUUGUAAAUUCUGCCUACUAUUUUUUUUCUUUCAAAAUGUUCACUAUGAUCACGGAUUUAUUUAUUGGAUCAGAAGAGACAGCUAACCAUCGAUAAUGGUUUUAUAUCGGGACCAAUUCUAUAUCUUUAGUUGUUGAGAGUACUCGAAGUAAUAAGGCAGUUAAUGAAAAUGAACGUUUAAUUCAUUUUAUAUCAGGAAUGACUUUAAGAUGAAACAAAACUCAAAACGUGUAGUGCAGUUCGGAUCAUUUGCUUGUAAGAGACAAGAUAGUUCAUAUAUCUUUAAUUUCAAAACAAUAUAAUGAUCGUACGUAAGGUGAAACUUAUUAAGUUGUUACCACAAACACAAUAUAAAUAAUGGCUAAGGCAAAUUAAUUGACUAAAAAGGAAAAUAAACAAAUUCACGUGCUGUACUUUAUAGUUUUAAAAUAAAUAAAUAAAUAAAUAAAUGACAAAGCUGCAAAUAAUAAAGCUGCAAUAAACUUAAGACCACUGAAUGAAUAAAUUACUCAAAAUAAUCGAAGACGUUCCUUAUAAUUUGUUAUUUGGGGAUAUAUGUUCAAGGAGAAUUCUUACAUUAAAUAUGUAGUAUGUAACCUUUCACAUAUUGGUGUUUGGUUUCACUUGAAACCCACAAUAAUUGUAUUUUAUUCAACAGUAGUUUGGGGUCGACUGUAUUUUAUUUAUUAAUUUAUUACGACUUCUUUUGGGGGUGGGUUCCAUUAUUAUUUUUAUUUCUCUAUUUUUCCACAUGGUUCAUGAAUUCACGUUCCACUUGUGAACAACUUCCGGUGCCAUGGUUAAGUUGCUAACCUUUUGAUGAGAGUGCAGUGAAGCGUUCAGUUUUUCUUUACAUUUAUUUUUAAAAGUAAACCAAUUUGUACAUAAUAAAUUACAAAAUAUAAUGUAUUUUGUGUGGUUUAACAAAAGAUUGCAUGUGCAUAUUUUCCUAUUUGAAAAUUCUAUAAUAAAUGUAAUAAAUAUUUACGAAGAA